CGAACCUCCUGAACACGUCUCUGUCCUGGUUGGAGCCCUGCGAUUCAAAAGAGAAGAUGCCAGGCACAGCAAGACAUGACCAAGAGAUGGCAACAAAUGCUAGAAAAAGACUGUCCCAGACCACUGACGCUCUUGAAAGACUUCGCCUCCAGUGUUUAGCAAAGGGUUCUGCAGGCAUUAAAGGACUUGGCAGGAUUUUUAACAUCCUUGAUACCGACAACAGCAAAACUCUUGAUUUCAAUGAGUUUCUGAGAGGACUACAACGUUAUGCUCUGAUGAUCAAUAAGGAAGAAGCAUGGGAGAUUUUCCAGGCAUUUGAUAAAGACUGCAGUGGAACAAUUGAUUUUGAUGAAUUUCUUGUUACACUGAGACCUCCCAUGUCCAAUGCAAGAAAAGAGAUCAUCAUGCAGGCAUUUCAGAAGUUAAACAAGAGCGGAAAUGGUGUCAUAACAAUUGAAGACUUACGUGGGCUGUAUAAUGUAAAAUAUCAUCCCAAAUACCUAAAUGGAGACUGGACAGAAGAACAAGUUUUUAAAGCCUUUCUGGAUAAUUUUGAUUCACCCUAUGACAAAGAUGGGAAGGUCACAACAGAAGAAUUCAUGAACUACUAUGCUGGAGUCAGUGCUUCAAUAGACACAGACAUCUACUUUAUCGUCAUGAUGAAGAAUGCUUGGAAACUCUAAUAAUGCAGUUAAAGAAGCAUGACUUCCCUUUCACAUUUUAUAGGUUCCUCUGAUUAAGUGUAUGCACAACAACACCCUCCUGUUCCAUAACAAGUUUCCAGUAACUGUGCCAAUUACAUUCAAUCUGCAAAAUUAAUUCCCAGAUGCUUCAGUAGGCUCAGCCUCAGGGGAUCAAAGCAUAAUCAGAGAGUAGAUCUGACAUUUGGCCACCCCACACAUCUGUCCUUUUUCUCUUUGCAUCCCUGGUAUGUCUUUUUUUUCUGAGAUGAACUGCUCUUUUCUUUUCUGGCAUCUGCAGUAGGUUGCUGUGGCUCCUGAAUGCUCCCCUUGCAAUACCAGAUACAGUUCUGUUUGGCAGAGGAUGCAAG
This is a messenger RNA of Pseudopodoces humilis (Tibetan ground-tit), 1051 nucleotides long. RefSeq names its product calcyphosine like (gene CAPSL). Gene Ontology annotation, molecular function: calcium ion binding. The record is from RefSeq and is a predicted model, not a curated record. NCBI's taxonomy places the organism in Eukaryota, Metazoa, Chordata, Aves, Passeriformes, Paridae.